CAUUGAUAUUGUAUAAACGAAGGGUUUGUGAUAUAUGUGAUCCCUACAACAAACACUUGUAGUAGUUGCAAACACCGUUAAUCAUAGGAAAGUUUGAUGGUUUUAUCCAGUUUCGAAUAAAAUCACAUAUCGGAUUGAAAGAAUUCCCAUUUUCUAAGUAGUUAUAAUACUAAAAUUGUUGAACGACUUUCGACUACGUUAGAAUAUCGGCAAACAAUGUCUGAGUCAUUACAGUCCCAAUCAUCCGAGAAGCAGGUUCCCUCUUCUUUAGCUGCUUCUACGUCCAAUAUUCCGAAUGAAUUGUUUUUGGGACCGGAUGGUCGUCCGGUGCCUUUAGACCGACGAGAUUCGAGUCAACAAUCCCAAAAAAACGUACCUCGUGCUUUGGUAAAUGAAGAUGACAUUAUGGCUGUCGAAGGAAUUAUGAAUCAUGGUGGAAGUAACGAAAAGCCGUCCUUGUCCCAUACACCUAGUUUUGUCGACCUCCAGGGUACUCAUCAAAAUCAUCGAAAUGAGAAUGCUCGAAAUUUUGGUACAUCCAGACUAGAUGAUGUUGCCCCUAAUGCAGACGGGAUUCGUCGGCUACGCACUUCUGCCUCAUCUUCUGGGUUAUCUGCUGCCCUUCGUCAUGGCAAGAACGAUCCCCAAGUAUCUUCUACUCUCUCUUUACCUGCCAUGGCACAAAAGGCUCAUUGGGAACAUGAUACGCCCGAAAUCUGCGUGCCUCUAAAUCCUGACACCGGUUCUGUACCAAUUAUUCAUCCUGAACAAACUGAUCGUGGCCUUCCUUACGCACCUGAUGAGAAGUUUGUUAACUCCGGUUCUCGCAAGUUGCCCAGAAACAUAUCACUGGAUGAGUUGUCUCGCUCUCCAUCUAAGCACGUCGAUGAAAACGGUAAUCAUAGCGAUUGUGCACCUCCAGAACCUUGGGAAAAUGAAUACAACGAAGUGUUGGAUGACGUGGAACGUGCUGCUGAGGGUACUUCUUCUCUUCCGUACACCUCCAAGCCUUUGGCUGAGGAGCGUCAACGUUCUCAUUGUAAUCUUACUGAAUCUGACAAUAUAUGUGGUUUAACAGCUGGUAAAAGUGAACCGAUGCCCGAUAUCGAUCCAUCAACUACAAUUGAUGAAAACAGCUCUAUCGAGCCUCAACAGGGAUUUUACACAAAAGACGGUGAAGGUACCGCUGGCAUGCCUUUUGAUGUUGUCAGUAAUUUACCCAUUCCAAAUGAAAACGCUCACCAUAGUUCUUGGGACAAGAGGAAACCAUCUAACAUGGAGUUUAAGAAUGCAUCAUUUCAGCUUCAAUCUCCUUCUACCACUGCAUCAAAUACUCCUACUAUUUCCCAAAACCCAAGCAUUUCUGAUCACAUGGCUCACUUGAGUUCUCAGGAGGAAGCAAAGGAAGAGCCUAAGGAAGAGCCUAAGGAAGAGCCUAAGGAAGAGCCCAAGGAAGAGCCCAAGGAAGAGUCCAAGGAAGAGUCCAAGGAAGAGUCCAAGGAAGAGUCCAAGGAAGAGCCUAAAGAAGAGCCUAAAGAAGAGCCUAAAGAAGAGCCCAAGGAAGAAAUUACGAAAGAACAACCCGUGUCCGAGAAGCCAAAUAAUGAACAGCUUGACAUGACCGAGUCUCUUACUUAUGAUACCACAAAAGAAAAAGAAGAAAUUAAAAGUAAAUCAGAGGCCGAAAAACAGAAGGUCACUUCGGAAAAUAAAACCGAGUCCGCGCCUUCGUCGGAUGGUUCCGAAGCGUCAGUCGUGAAUGACACUGCUCGUCGUCUUAAUGCGCGUCCAAAUAAAUUUACCGGAUCUCGAGCUGGGUUCGUUGCAGCAUUGGAAUCACGUCUUCAAAAGGGUCCUUUGAUGCAGGCAUAUGCUCCUAAGCCUAAGACACCAUCCCGUUCGGAAUCCGAGACUUCUGUAGCAAACAAUCCAAGUGAAAUUAACACUGAUGCAUCAAACAAAGAUAAUAAUGAGGCUUCUUCUGUUCCUUCAGCUUCACUUCCGGAUGCCCGCAAAACCCGUGCUCGUGGACCCGCUCGCCGACCUCCUACUAUUUCGAGCACGAAGUCAACUCUUACUAUAAGUGGCAUGGACGUGUUUCUGGAGUUCCCUCCAUCGAACUGCUGAACUGUUCUACGUAAGUACUAUAUAAACUUUGCGUUGCAACCCACUGUCAAGUUUCUACAUAAUGGUUCUUCAAUGAUUGCCCUUAAUUUAUUUUGGUAAAUUACUAGCGUAGAGAAGCGGUUGUUAGAUUCCCGUAAUGUCAGCUAUGAAUAUUCACAGCUCAAAUAUAUGUUAAGCCGUCCUUUUUGUUUCGGUGGUUUCUUGUACAGCUUAUAAGGGCCGAAUGAUAUUUUUGAAUUGUUUAAGAAGUCUGAUCCUCCUUUUUGAAGUUACGUUACUUUAAUGAAUAAAGAAAUGAAUUAUUUAAUUAUCAUAAUGAUUCGUUGAAUAUAUAACUGCACUAAUGAGACUUUAUUAUUGUUUGGCAAUAACUAUUUGUAAAAUACAAAAUCUUUUAGCUUAGGAACAAUUAAGUAAUGCAAG
Schizosaccharomyces octosporus yFS286 is the source of this 2550-nucleotide messenger RNA. Its product is annotated as DUF3210 family protein. NCBI's taxonomy places the organism in Eukaryota, Fungi, Ascomycota, Schizosaccharomycetes, Schizosaccharomycetales, Schizosaccharomycetaceae. Gene Ontology annotation, molecular function: actin filament binding. The record is from RefSeq and is a predicted model, not a curated record. The coding region runs from base 217 to 2127 and encodes 636 amino acids. Gene Ontology annotation, cellular component: plasma membrane; actin filament; cortical actin cytoskeleton. Gene Ontology annotation, biological process: regulation of actin filament polymerization. The transcript has a single exon.